AUGUCGGUACAUGCCAAAUCAGGGGGCACAAUUGAGGUUAUGGGUAUGAUGACAGGCAAAAUUAUUAAGAACUCAAUAAUUGUUAUGGACGUCUAUCCAUUGCCAGUUGAAGGUACCGAGACCAGAGUUAAUGCUCAGGCAGAAGGCUAUGAGUAUAUGGUUCAGUAUUUAGAAAACCUGAAACAAGUAGGCAGAAACGAAAAUAUUGUUGGAUGGUAUCAUUCACAUCCUGGUUAUGGCUGUUGGUUAUCCGGAAUAGAUGUUGCAACACAAAGUUUGAACCAGAACUUCCAAGAUCCAUACCUAGCUAUAGUAAUUGAUCCUAUGAAAACAGAAGACCAAGGAAAAGUUGAAAUUGGGGCAUUCAGGGCGUUUCCUGAUAAUUACAAACCCCCUGAUUCAGUACCACCUACCAACACUACCAGAGGAGUUCCUCCAUCUAAACAAAAAGAUUUCGGUGUUCAUUCAGAUAAAUAUUAUUCAUUAGAUAUUCAAAUUUUCAAGUCUCGGUUGGACUCUGAAAUUUUAGACAUUAUAUCAAACAAAUCGUGGAUCAGUAAGUUGGUAAAAUCCGUCAAUACAGCGAAUCAUCAAGAGCAAAACAUGAUAGAGAAUGUAUUUAAGUUGAUCAACAAACUCCAAAAGAAGGAGAUAAAUCAAUUGAAUAGAUUUGAGAUCUCGUUCAUCAAAAAAUUUGACUUGAUCUUUGAAGAAAUAAUCAGCAAGAAGCUUAUGAACGACAACCGUUUCUACAGUACAAUAUCGCAAAGCUCUUUUAGUAGCUUUAGUAGACAUGGGAAUGAUGGUGAAUCUUCAAGCAACGAUGACAUGGAAGACGAAAGCGAUCUAGACGACAGGGACAAGGGCAGUACAGCUCUAGACAUUUCUGAUACCGGAAACGAUGAUGUGAUGUCGAUGGAAAGCUCUGUCAAUGUAUACACAGAUAAGAGAGGUGACGAAGAUGAUGAUGACGACGAUGACGACGAAGACGAAGAUGAUGAUAACGACAACUAUGACAAAAGGCCCAUGUACACGAACUACAGAUCAAAAACGAAUCUACCGAAGUCUCGUAAACUGGGUCCUUUACAGCAAGAACAUGUAAAGCUCCUGAAUAACGUAAAUAAAACCAUUGCAAACAUAUCUAGUCACAGCAAAGACAUAGGUCUUACUGAAUUACAAGACUUAAUAGCCCUAAAGACCAAAGAACUGAUCUUCCUAGGCAAGUAA
Debaryomyces fabryi is the source of this 1227-nucleotide messenger RNA. It is a transcript of the gene JAB1, whose product is annotated as COP9 signalosome catalytic subunit. Gene Ontology annotation, molecular function: deNEDDylase activity; protein binding; metallopeptidase activity. The coding region runs from base 1 to 1227 and encodes 408 amino acids. Gene Ontology annotation, biological process: protein deneddylation. Lineage: Eukaryota; Fungi; Ascomycota; Pichiomycetes; Serinales; Debaryomycetaceae. The record is from RefSeq and is a predicted model, not a curated record. Gene Ontology annotation, cellular component: cytoplasm; COP9 signalosome. The transcript has a single exon.